Molecule: messenger RNA, 3421 nt
Organism: Limanda limanda (common dab)
Lineage: Eukaryota; Metazoa; Chordata; Actinopteri; Pleuronectiformes; Pleuronectidae
Gene: arpp21
Product: cAMP-regulated phosphoprotein, 21
Exons: 21
Coding region: 1070-3073 (667 amino acids)
Cellular component (GO): cytoplasm
Molecular function (GO): nucleic acid binding
Source: RefSeq, a predicted model, not a curated record
ACGGACGUCAUUGCUGCCACCUGCUACAGUAGGACAAAGGCCAAAUGCACACACACACUUGCAUAUGCAGACAGCCAAGCGGAGGUCAAAGCAAUCUCUUAACAUAGCAUUAAUGAUAUGAUUUACUUAACCUCCUUACACUGAAGCCAUCCUGGACCCUCCACUUCCUCCUGUCAGUGCCCCCCCAACCCUCUCCCUCUCCUCCCCCCUCUGUCCCUGCCUCUCGUUUCAUCUCUCCGUCUGUGAGUCAUCACACAGGGUGAGAGGUCUCAGGAAAACAAGCUGCCAGAGUUGGACAUAACAUAACAAUGCAGCACCUGUCAGUGUGUGUGUGUGUGUGUGUAUGUGUGUGCGUGUGUGUGUGUGUGUGUACAUGUGCAUGCAGCUGUCUUGGUGUCUUGUCAUCAGACGAAUGCAGGGAACAUAUUCAAGUCUUACAGUAAAAGGCACACAGACCGUGUGUGUGUGUGUGUGUGCGUGUGUGUUGCUUUCUCUAGAAGUUCUUCUGCCGCUUUAUUGAUUGCUUGUCUCGCUUUGUGGCAGGAAAUGAGAUGGUGGGUCUCGCCACCUGUGUGACCCCAGCCACAGGGAUCCUCUAAUGAUCUGAACUCGGCUGCCUGGGUCUCGUGCUGCAUCCGGUUCCUCCGGGUUCCUCACUCGUCUCCGACCUGAUCAAUAGCGCACCCAUCAGCCUUUCAGAAGACAGUCUCUCCUCACCCCUCCUCUCCUCCUCACCCCUCCCGCUCGCUCCGACGCAGACAGGCAAAAGGCGGAGGAGGAGCAUCGGACCUCCACAGUCCACAGACGCCCGGUGUCGGUGGCAGUCGGUCGGUCGGUGGUCGGAAGCACACGGCAGCACAAGCCCCAGCGGAGGGAGGGAGACUCCUCGCAGCUCCACGGCUGUUUUCCAUUGACCAGUAAAGAGCCAGCAGAGAGACAAGCGGUAUAGAAGGCGAGCACGGGCGGAGAGAGAGAGAGAGGAUAAUUGCGUUUCUGGCUGCCCUGUGGGAACAUGGGAUAUAUGACCUCAUCAUUCACCUGUGAGGCUCUCCAGUAAACAACUAGAAAGAUGACUGAGGCCGCUGUCCAAAGUGCAGAUGUCCUCCUGAAAACCUGCGAUGUGACACCAUGUGAUGUCAUCGGCUGUUCCCCCCCGCCGCCAUGCCUGCCGCUCUGCAACCAGAGGGAGGAAGAGGAGUGCCGCCAUGACAGCAAGAAGCCGGAGCAGCAAAAACACUGUAACCAGGUGCAGCCAAAGAAAAAAGUGAAGGCAAAAGGAAAGUUAAUGCGCAGUAUGGCCGUCUGCGAAGAGUCCUCGCCAUUCGAAGAGAUCCAGGAAUCUCCAGACACGAUCAUCUCAUCUAGCUGCCAUGACAAUGAGAGAACAUCCUGUAAGGAGGAAGAGCAGGAGAAGAGCGCAGAUCCAAAGAAACAUUCACUGUCCAAAGAGUCCAGCGCGGAAUACACCGACUCCACCGGCAUAGACCUGCACCAGUUUAUCGUCGACACCCUCAACAGCAACCCCAGAGACCGGAUGAUGCUGCUUAAACUGGAGCAGGACGUGACUGACUUCAUCGGCAGCGAUAGCCCCUUUAAGAAGUUCCAUCAAAUGUCGUCCUACCACCGUAUGCUGGUCCAUCGGGUGGCGGCCUACUUUGGCAUGGAGCACAAUGUAGACCAGACAGGCAAGUCUGUCAUCAUCAACAGGACCAGCAGCACACGCAUACCGGAGCGGCGCUUUUUGGACGAGGUGCAGGACAGGACCGAUGAAAUCCACUGCUGGAAAAUGAUCUUGAAGAGAGACAACAGCUCAGAUGAUCAGACCCGAAACCAACCCUUUCGAGAGAAGCACAAGUCAGUGGAGGAGAGGGAGGAGGAGUACCAAAGAACACGAGAUCGAAUCUUUAACCAAGAGCCUCUUUACACCCAGGAGAGCGCCCAUGUAGAAACCAGGGCUGUGGAGGAGUACAACCCAUAUGCUGAAACCCAGAGGAGAAGACAGCUCUUCAGGAGGAGCCGCGGCAGCUCGGGCUCCAGUUUGACCGGCAGCAGCAGGCAGAGCAGCACCGACACCGACUGUCGCUAUGGCAACGAACCCCAACCCUGGAGCAGCACAGACUCUGAUUCCUCCUACCAGUGGACAGGCCCCGCCCCCAAACCCCGUCAACCUGCCAACCACAGCUGGGAGGGACGCGGUUCAGGCUCCGUCGCUCUGUUCAGACUGCCACCUGCCGGCCCCCACCCCCACCCCCCCUCUCCGCCCAUCGCAGAAGAGCCGGCUCACAACUCUGCCUACAUCAUCGAGAACGGGAUCCCACCUGGCAGCAUAUUAGUGAACCCACAAACUGGGCAGCCAUUCCUGAACCCUGACGGAUCCCCCGCUGUGUACAACCCACCGGACGCUCAGCAGCCAAUCAGGAGCCAGCCUCAGCUGCAGGGCUCUCUGCCUCAGCAGCAGCCACAGCAGCAGGUGCUUCAGUACUCGUCUCUGUCCUACGCCGCUCCUCAGAUGUUGCCUGUCACUCCCUCACAGCCGUACUCCACAAUGGAGGACUUCUCCUCGCAGUUCGCUCGCAUGCCAGGGAGCUGUCAGUCACCUGCUGAAGCCCCGCCUCUCUACCCUCCCAGUCAGGGUUACAUCUAUGCAGCUCCUCUCCCACCUGCCCUCCCCCUCCCCCCCAGCUACUGCCAGCCCUCACCUCAGGUGCCUGUGUUUUACUACGGCCAGUACCCUACCUCAGCUCAGCAAGGAUGCCGGCCAGUCUCACCCAGCCAGCACAUCCACAGCCAAGUAGCACAACCAACAGCAGGUUACCCUCCCACUGUGGGGGUGCAGCAAUCCUCCCACACUCAGGCCCAGGCUGUGCUGGGGACCUACCCACCAAUGGCCUCUCAUCAGUGUAGCAUGGUUCAGGGGGCCGUUCCGGUGUCCUACCCCCAGAGUAAAGUUGUGACUGGGGUGGGCGGGGAGGUGGGCUACUGCAUGGUGGCCCCCCCGUCCUCCCACCACGGCGGCUGCCAUCCUCCCAGCUGCACCAGCCUCGGCGCUCCGGCCUGGAGCGCACAGUACUGAUGCGGCAGCAGCGGAUGGAGCGAUGAUAAUUGUGGUUCCUGCGUGACCUCAACGCACACACUUAACGCAAACGCCUUUUUAUUUUCCACUCUCCCCUCCAUCCCUCCCUCCCUUCUCCCCUCCCUCCCUUCUCACCUACACCCCCUUCUUCCUGACGAUGCCCACAGGGCUCACUGUUCACACACACACACACACACAUAAAUGUACCACUGUACCAAAGCUUAAUAGUAUAUAUAUCAGAGCUGCUGUAUUGAAUGCAUUAUUUAUAUACACAAAUGGAGUUUUAUAAAUAUAUUAUAAAUUAUAUACUGUGUUUUAAUGCACUGUGUGAAGAGAAUAAAGUGUUAU